AGACCACCGACCUACCACACUCGCCACUGCCCUCUCCACUAUGGAGCUCCUCCGCGCGGUCGUCCUGCUCUCCCUGGCGCUCCUGGCCAACGGCCGGGACACCGACCUCUCCCGGGACAGCUUCCCCAAGGGCUUCGUCUUCGGCACCGCCUCGUCGGCGUACCAGGUGGAGGGCAACUCCCUCAAGUACGGCCGCGGGCCCUGCAUCUGGGACACCUUCCUCAAGUUUCCAGGUGCCACUCCCGACAACGCCACCGCCAACGUGACCGUCGACGAGUACCAUCGCUACAUGGACGAUGUGGACAACAUGGUGAGGGUGGGCUUCGACGCCUACCGCUUCUCCAUCUCCUGGUCGCGCAUUUUCCCCAGUGGGAUCGGGAGGGUCAACAAAGACGGCGUGGACUACUACCACAGGCUCAUCAACUACAUGCUCGCCAACAAUAUCACUCCGUACGUCGUGCUCUACCACUACGACCUCCCCGAGGUCCUCAACAACCAGUACAACGGCUGGCUCAGCCCCAGGGUCGUGCCCGACUUCGCGGCUUUCGCCGACUUCUGCUUCAAGACGUACGGCGACCGGGUGAAGAACUGGUUCACCAUCAACGAGCCGCGGAUGAUGGCCUGGCACGGCUACGGCGACGGCUUCUUCGCCCCCGGCAGGUGCACCGGCUGCCGGUUCGGCGGCAACUCCGCCACGGAGCCCUACAUCGCCGGCCACCACCUCCUCCUCGCGCACGCCGCCGCCGUCAAGGUAUACCGCGACAAGCACCAGCGCGUGCAGAAGGGCACCAUCGGCAUCCUCCUGGACUUCGUGUGGUACGAGCCGCUGACCUAUACCGUGGAGGACGAGUACGCGGCGCACAGGGCGAGGGAGUUCACCCUUGGCUGGUACAUGCACCCGAUCACCUUCGGCCACUACCCGGAGACGAUGCAGAAGCUGGUGGGGUCGAGGCUGCCGACCUUCACGCCGGAGCAGAGCAAGCUGGUGCAGGGCUCGGCGGACAUCAUCGGGAUCAACCACUACACCACCUACUACGUGAAGCACCACGAGAACCUGACGCACAUGAGCUACGCCACCGACUGGCAGGCCCAGCUUCUCUUUGAUCGCAACGGCGUGCCGAUCGGAAAACAGGCGUUCUCGAAAUGGCUGUACGUGGUGCCCUGGGGAUUCUACAAGGCGGUGAUGCACGUGAAGAACAAGUUCAGGGACCCCUUGAUCCUCAUCGGCGAGAACGGCAUCGACCAGUCCGGCAGCGACACGCUGCCGCACGCGCUCUACGACACCUUCAGGAUCGACUACUUCGACCAGUACCUCCACGAGCUGAAGCGCGCCAUCGCCGACGGCGCCAGGGUGACGGGCUACUUCGCGUGGUCGCUGCUGGACAACUUCGAGUGGCGGAUGGGCUUCACCUCCAAGUUCGGGCUCGUCUACGUCGACCGGAAGACCUUCACCCGGUACCCCAAGGACUCCACGCGCUGGUUCCGGAAGGUGAUCAAGAGCGAGGAGUACUGAAGAGUCGAGCGGAUCGUUCGAGCGUGCGUCCUCCCUUCUAGGUAGCCGAGAUUGUUUUUCUCUUUUCUUUUAAGUGUCACCAGAUGGAUGAAUAAGACGUUAGUUUUAGUUUUGGUUGGAUGAAUAAGAUGUCUUGUAGUAGUUCAGAUCAAAGAGAGUUCUUCAGUUAUAGUUUCGGCUCUGGAUUGUGCAAGUAAAAUUGAUAUCCCUCACGCCUUC
This is a messenger RNA of Triticum aestivum (bread wheat), 1732 nucleotides long. Its product is annotated as beta-glucosidase 38. Bases 41 to 1513 code for a protein of 490 amino acids. The transcript has 9 exons. Gene Ontology annotation, molecular function: beta-glucosidase activity. Lineage: Eukaryota; Viridiplantae; Streptophyta; Magnoliopsida; Poales; Poaceae. The record is from RefSeq and is a predicted model, not a curated record. Gene Ontology annotation, biological process: carbohydrate metabolic process.